AUUUACAUCAUUUACGAACUACAUCCGAGUGACGUCACGCAUGUAAACAUAUCCAAUUUGAAAGUUGUGCGCAAAACGUCACACUUUUUUUAAAACCAUGGCCAGCAAGGAUUCUGACGAUGACAUGCCUGCGGAGUUUGAAGAUGCUCUGUAUCGGAUUACAGCAAGGGAGAGCAUGGAACUGUUAGCCAUUCUAACAGACAUUGAAGAACUCAAGAACCAAAUGAUGAAAGUCAGAGCAGAUAGUAUUUAUGCUGAAAAAGAGAUAGAAGCUGUUCAGAAAGAUGCUAAUACAAAGGAACAGCAGCUGUCAGGCAAAGAAGAAAGGACCAGGGUCACAGUGGAAACUGAUGAGCUCCACAGUGCACUAGUGAACCACAGAAUAAUCCGUGAUGUAUUCCAAACUAGUGUGUUUAAUACCCAGAUACAACAGGCUGUACAUGCAAGUGUGAAAAAGAUGGACACUGAUGAGUUAGUUGAAAAUUUUCCUGAAAAAGGACAGAUGUUGGCACACUACAGUUCCAAUUUAAACACUAGUAAAGAUAUAGCCAAAAUCAUGAGUGAAAAUGACCAACUGGAGAAGGAAAUCUUGGAACAACGGUUAAAAUACCGCCAGCUUUUGAAAGGCAUCAAAGAAAAGUGGGAAACAUUAGAUGAGAAGAAGCUUGAUGCAAGUGCAAAUUUGCCAAGUCAAUAUGAUGAAUUGCAGAAAAAAGUUCAAGAGAGGACAUCAAAGAUGAAUAUACUUGUGCACAUGAUCCAAGGGUUGAUAAGCAGUAGUGGUUUCCAGUGGGGCAGUGAUGACUUUUAUGUUCAGGUGAUGAUGCUGUGUGAUAUAGCCCUCAGAUUUGGUGACUAUAGUGAGGCACAGAAAGUGCUUGCAGAUGUGGUUUCCCUAAAAGAAGCAAAGAAGAAACAAGAAAGCAAAAAGAAAAUAACCUCAUAUUUUACAAGCACUCCAGCUGCCAAAAAGAAGUGAUCUGAUAAUGCCACACUUAGGAACUCGUAUAUAAUUUGUGUUUGAAAAAUAAUUGAGCUUUAUAUUUCUUUUUAGUCCUUUCCACGGUUUUGAAUUUGAGUUUCUAUCAUGUUGCUCUGGCAUGUAAAUAUCAUUUAUUUUUUAAUAUGGCAAACAUCGCUGCAAGCUAAUAUUAGGUAAAUGUUCAAAAUGUAAACAUUUUUUAAUUAGUUAAUUAUAUAUUGUAUACAGAUCUGUACAAGAUUUUUUUUAUUGGA
This is a messenger RNA of Penaeus vannamei (Pacific white shrimp), 1236 nucleotides long. RefSeq lists its product as uncharacterized. The record is from RefSeq and is a predicted model, not a curated record. NCBI's taxonomy places the organism in Eukaryota, Metazoa, Arthropoda, Malacostraca, Decapoda, Penaeidae.